Molecule: messenger RNA, 2525 nt
Organism: Cantharellus anzutake
Lineage: Eukaryota; Fungi; Basidiomycota; Agaricomycetes; Cantharellales; Hydnaceae
Product: inositol/phosphatidylinositol phosphatase
Exons: 12
Coding region: 62-2125 (687 amino acids)
Biological process (GO): phosphatidylinositol dephosphorylation
Cellular component (GO): endoplasmic reticulum
Molecular function (GO): phosphatidylinositol-4-phosphate phosphatase activity
Source: RefSeq, a predicted model, not a curated record
GCUGUUUUUGCCACUUGGCGUGUGGUCGGGGCACGGAUUCCUCACUCCUUCCGCAAUUGUAAUGGCGUCCUCCAAGGCUCUUCAUCAAUCGUUUAAUUUAUACAUUACUCCAGACGUAUACUUGUUCGAGCCUACGGAUUCCAAUGGAAAUGCUGACACGUUCAGCAAGUCGCUUGUAAUAUCAAGGCACUCUGCUGAGAUCACGCUAAGUGAUUCCAGCGUGUCUACACCUUCCAAGUCUUUCCAUGCGCUCACCGUUUACGGAAUCAUGGGGAUAUUGCCCCUUACAACCACGGACUAUCUGGUCUUAAUAACCGGCCGUUCUCCCGCCAGGGGUAGGAUGAAUGGCCAUACCAUUUACCUUGCCACCGAAUUCCGCGUUCUGCCGAUUGCCACACCCAGUGCCAACACUCUUAUCUCGCAUCCCGUCGAGCGACACCUCGUUGGCUUGGUGGAAAAUCAUCUUUCCGCCAGUGUGUUGUGGUUUAGCUACGGAUGGGACUUGACACGUUCACUUCAGGCUCAAGCAUUGAGGCCCAGUGAAGGGAAGGCGUUGUGGGAGACAUUAGAUGAUCGUUUCUUUUGGAACAAGUACAUCCAGUCUCGGUUUAUCGACAUCACGACUUCAAAUUCAUCGCAAGAUCUGAGUCAAUUCAUCCUUCCUGUCAUGUAUGGGUCUUUUGAAAUGCGCCAGUUACAUAUCGGCCGUAUUCCCUUCAACUUCGUCCUCAUCUCCCGCCGAUCCCGCUACCGUGCUGGAACUCGUUAUUUCACCCGGGGUAUUGACUCAGAAGGCCACGUAGCGAAUUACAAUGAGACCGAGCAAAUCAUCUUCAUUGAUGAUGAGGACGAUGCUGCGUCCCAGAAUGGGAGCUCCUACGGAUACGGUGGUUUAACAGAGGUGAAGGGUACGACACGAAUGAGCUUUGUGCAGACCAGAGGGAGUGCGCCGUUCUAUUGGGCGGAAAUCAACAAUUUGCGAUACAAGCCCGACUUGCAGAUAAUGGAGAAGAGUGACACUCUCGUCGCCUUUAGGCUUCACAUUCGCGAACAACUGCAAGUCUACGGAAAACAACUUCUUCUCAAUCUCGUCAAGCAGAAGGGUCAUGAAAAACCUGUCAAGGAGGCAUACGAACGAGUCGUAAGCGACAGCAAGCUCCCUGAUGUCCGCUACGAGUACUACGAUUUUGCCACGGAGACGAAAGGGAUGAAGUUUGAGAAAAUCAAGUCGCUCAUCGACAGACUCCGGGAUCAACUGGAAGAGAUUGGUUACUGCCGGGUUAGCGAUACGAGUUCGGCUCCUGUUCGGCAGCAGAACGGGGUCGUUAGGACUAACUGCAUGGAUUGUUUGGACCGGACCAACGUCGUGCAAUCGGCUCUUGCGAAGGAGGUUCUUACGAUGCAGUUACGCUCGAUAGGUGUUCUAAGCGAGAAAGAGUCGUUGGACGAUCAUGAAGAUUUCAUGGAGGUCUUUAGAAAUGUUUGGGCCGAUCAUGCAGAUUACAUCUCAAAGGCGUACAGUGGCACUGGCGCUUUGAAGACCGAUUAUACUCGAACUGGGAAGCGAACGAAGCAGGGUUUGAUUCAAGACGGGCAGAAUUCGAUUGUGCGAUACCUCAAGAACAAUUACUUCGAUGGACAUCGGCAAGAUGCCCUCGAUUUGUUCUCUGGAGCUUGGAUUCCGAGAAAAGGGCCUGCCAUGGCUUUAGCUCUGGUCACUGACAGCAGACCGCUUGUCACCCAAGCCAUGCCAUACGUUUUGUUCUUUUCAAUCUUCAUGGUGUUCGCAGGCAUGAUUCUUCCACGCCAGUCGAAGUAUUCUCUUUACUAUUACAACCUUUUCUGGUUUCUUUUUAUCACCAUUUCGCUGGUGUACAUUCUCGGCCAUGGGGUUGAGUACGUGCAAUGGCCCCGACUCAACCCGCCGAACGAAGUUAUCUUCUAUGAAGGGCCUGGCUACAAGAGUGGCAGGAAGGGCACUGGAUUUACCAUUCCCUUUGGUCUCCACGAUCACCUGCUGAAACGGGGCGUCAAAUUGGGAGGGACGUUCUCUGGUUCUGGGGCUCAGCAUCGACGGGGAAGGGCUGAUGAAAUAGAGAUGGGGCUUAAAAAACGCACAGACUAAGUCAUAUUCUAAUUAGUUUUCCACUGCUUUAUUGGCCCUUCCUCCGCUAAUAUCAGUAUCCAUAAUUUAUUGGUACGCACCCGUUUUGCUCUGCUCAAUAAUGGGACCUGUUUUUGAACUCGCUGUGACUAUUCAUGCAACCGAUGCAUUAAGCCAUUAGAGUAGUACAUACACCCAAAGGUAUGAUCAAUUAGGGACGAAAGUGAGAAGCUACAGAACCAUGUCCAUCCUCGAAAGAAUAAUGAUACAGACAGCAGUGGCAUAAAAAAGAUGUGAAAGAAACCAAGCCCCGAAAUCACUCUUAUAUAUCAUGACGAUCCACCCAGACGCCCCCACCCAAAAAGAUCUUUACUCUUUUCUUGGUGAUCUGGAAGUUGACGAGGCUCAACGAGAAGGCUUC